CCUCCUCUUCUCUUCUCUCUCUCUCUCUCUCUCUCUCUCUUCUUCGAAGACAUCGGACCGAGUUCUCUGAUCCAUUGUAAUGGCUUCUUCUCUCCCUCGUCAAGCCCAGUUGUGAUGGUUCAACUACUUUGGAAAAGGAGUAAGGGAAUGCUUGUAAAAUGAAACCCAAAUCAUGUUUUAUGGUUAUGGCUGUAGUAAUGUUCUUCGUUGUGUAUAAGUUGACAAAAUUCCAACAGACACAAGAAGAGAUGGUAUCAAUAUCUCAUCCUUUUGAUUCCAUGGUGGAGGAGGACACCACAGAAGCUGUAAAAAUUGGUUAUUUACCUCAAGGUAUCAUAGAAUCACAAUCUGACUUGGAAUUGAAGCCUUUGUGGCUUACAAAGAGUUCGAAUCUACAGAAGGAUGACCAGCCUCGUAAAAAUUUGCUUGCUAUGGCUGUUGGCAUUAAACAGAAGAAAAAUGUCGACGACAUUGUUAAUAAGUUCUUUUCAGAGAAUUUUACAGUUAUUUUAUUCCAUUACGAUGGUAAUGUCAACGACUGGCAUGAUUUUGAGUGGAGUGAUAGUGCAAUCCAUAUAGUUGCUAAUCAUCAAACAAAAUGGUGGUUUGCAAAGCGUUUUAUGCACCCGGAUGUGGUUUCUGCUUAUGAUUAUAUAUUUCUUUGGGAUGAAGAUUUGGGCAUUGAUAAUUUUCAUCCUGGAAGGUACUUGAAAAUUGUGGAAUCUGAAAGACUAGAUAUAUCUCAGCCGGCAUUGGACCCAAGUCUUUCUGAAGUACAUCACAGGAUAACCAUUCGUCGAAGUAAAGGGAAUCUACACAGGAAAGUUUCUGAUUCUCGAACUAGGAGAAGAUGUUCUGGUACUAACAAUGGACCCCCAUGCUCUGGAUUUGUGGAGGGAAUGGCUCCUGUAUUUUCAAGGCCGGCAUGGCGUUGUGUUUGGCAUCUUAUUCAGAAUGAUUUGAUUCACGGAUGGGGAAUCGAUUACAAACUUGGAUAUUGUGCUCAGGGCGAUCGUACUAAAAGGGUUGGAGUGAUAGAUAGUGAGUAUGUUGUCCAUCAAGGAGUGAAGACCUUAGGCGGGUUCUCCGAAGAACAGAAUACCUUUCUUCGUCGUGUCCAAACAUCAAAAGGUAUGAUAAUACAGAACCAACCUCAGAAAAAGAGUGUUGAUCAAUCUAUGCAUCGAAUCAAGGUUAGGAAACAAGCAACAUUGGAACUUCAAAAAUUUCAGGAUCGAUGGGACCGUGCUAUUAAAGACGAUGAAAAUUGGGUUGAUCCAUUUCAACCUCACGAAGGCGGCAGUGAGGAUCAAGUCCUUGCGAAGAAAACUUAAUCUCAGGGCGAAGAACAUUAUCGGUCAAAGCGAUGAACUCUUCAAUGGAUUAAAUUGACCGGAAAAUCUAGGUAUGCAAAUCCCGGAUACUACAAUUCUAUUAUAUAAAUGUAUGUCAAAGUUUACUGAGGUUUUAAGUUAGGGUUUCAAGAAACAAAUCCAUUGGUGGUCUCUUAGUCCACAGCUCACCAAAAAGACCAAAGAAUGAAGACUCUUUCUAUGCUUUAUAAUAUUUAGAAUAAGCAUGAAGAUCUAGGGUUUAAUGUAAUCUUCUUUUUUUUAUUAUUUUGUUUGGAUAUUUGAUUAAAAUUUCCCAAUUUUUUAGAGAACAUCAGGUAAGAAGAUAUGUAUUAUUAGGACUAAGGACUCAAGGAACUGGUCAAAUGAACAACAUAUAUAGUUUAAAUUGGGGAAAUAUUGUAUUAAUCCACAUAUGAUAUUCAUUCACUCUAAAUAUAUAUUUUUCUGUUAUUGUUA
Messenger RNA from Dioscorea cayenensis subsp. rotundata (Guinea yam), 1811 nucleotides. RefSeq lists its product as uncharacterized. The record is from RefSeq and is a predicted model, not a curated record. The transcript is spliced from 17 exons. Lineage: Eukaryota; Viridiplantae; Streptophyta; Magnoliopsida; Dioscoreales; Dioscoreaceae. The coding region runs from base 159 to 1334 and encodes 391 amino acids.